This is a messenger RNA of Mycotypha africana, 219 nucleotides long. RefSeq lists its product as uncharacterized. Gene Ontology annotation, molecular function: DNA-binding transcription factor activity. Gene Ontology annotation, biological process: regulation of DNA-templated transcription. The record is from RefSeq and is a predicted model, not a curated record. The annotation marks the transcript as partial. The transcript has a single exon. Lineage: Eukaryota; Fungi; Mucoromycota; Mucoromycetes; Mucorales; Mycotyphaceae.
ACACUUCAGGAACGUCGACUAAGAAAUAAAGCAGCUUCAGCCAAGUAUCGGCAAAAAAAGAAUCAACAGCAAAACGAAAUGAGACUGAUGAUCAGUCGUUUAUCGGAACAAAAUGCUGUUCUAGAACGACAACUCCAAGAAGUUCGCUUGGAUAAUGAACGAUUGCGAGCUACUGCUGAUAGACUCAGAGGUAAAAUGGUGGCGAAGAGGAUGUUGAAG